Chelonus insularis is the source of this 800-nucleotide messenger RNA. RefSeq lists its product as uncharacterized. Bases 233 to 694 code for a protein of 153 amino acids. Lineage: Eukaryota; Metazoa; Arthropoda; Insecta; Hymenoptera; Braconidae. The record is from RefSeq and is a predicted model, not a curated record. The transcript has 4 exons.
ACGUUGAUUACCGUGUACCUGGGUUUUUUGAUUUUAUACAAAAAAAAACUGUACACAUUCAGAACAGACAUCAUUAAUGUCAAAAAGUAAAAAUGUGAACCAAAGUUAUAUUAUAAUAGUGAGAUGCUGCAAAUAAUGGUCCCAGUUAUAAAUAGAGUGUAAAAUAGUUGUUAAAGGUCAAUAAUCUCAUGGAAUAAUACUUGAAAAUUUACUCCAUUAAAUUCAGGAAAGCAUGGGAGAAAAAGAGCAUCACGUGCAUUUCAGUGGCGGAAGUGGUCUCGGCUUUAACAAUAUAAUGAUACAACCACAACGUCAUGGUCACUUAGAAGCACAUCUUGGCUUUCUUCAACGUCACCACCGGUAUCACAUUGAAUUUUCUGUACCAUGGAAUCGUUGCAUCCAUGGAGAUAAUAAAACAGAAGUGCCAGCAAUAGUUGUUGAUAACACUAACCCAAAUUGUAGGGUAAACGAUGUACAUCAGGAGAGAGAUGAUCUAAGAAUAAAAUUAGAAUUACUAGCCUAUCAGGAAUUUCUUAAAGAAAGAAUUCAAUUAAAAUGUUGUGAAUCUGGUACUUCUCUCAAUAUCACCCUUAAAGCAAGAGUAUUGAGUAAAGACAAAGGAACGCCAGUAUUGCGAAAUGGAAUUCGGAGUAUUCGCGUUGAAGCUGAUGACGAGGAUGAUGUCUCUGAAUGAAAAUAAUGUCAAAUAUAAAUGUGAGAAUUAUAAAAAAAACCACCAAGUGCUGAAAUAUUGUUUUGAUAUGUAAUUUAAGAUGAAGAAAAUAAUCAAAGUAAGGAAA